Salvelinus namaycush (lake trout) is the source of this 894-nucleotide messenger RNA. RefSeq lists its product as uncharacterized. The record is from RefSeq and is a predicted model, not a curated record. The coding region runs from base 1 to 894 and encodes 297 amino acids. Lineage: Eukaryota; Metazoa; Chordata; Actinopteri; Salmoniformes; Salmonidae. The transcript is spliced from 8 exons.
AUGGCCAGUCUGAUCAGCCAGACCCCGGACCACCCUGUCCCCUUUCUCAUCAGUCACCUGCAGACCAAGCCAGGCAGCCCCGGCAAGCUGCACAGAACGCUGGCGGGCUCCGCCGCUCUGUGGGCCCAGAGCGGUGCAGCAGAGAGUAAGGGAGGUCCUGACCUCAGGAGUUAUGAGAAGCCCUGGCAGAUCCACCCUAACGAACCCACGAAAUCCAAGAGUGAUCUGGCUGUAUCUAACGUCUCCCCUCCUUCAGCAGAGUCUAAGUCCUUACCGCGAUCUAUAGAGCAGCCGUGGUGGGAACGAAGGGAGAGCAGAGACUUUGAUGAACUCAACCUCAUCCUGCAGGAGAGCAAGACGCUGGGCAAGGCUCUGGAGAACCUGUCACGUAGUAUCGCUGUUUCUGAUGAACUUGAUCAGGUAACUACUUACAACUGCAGUCUGCUGCAGCCCAGGGUGGUGGGGGAGUGGGUGGGCAGGGAGGAGGAAGACCCCGACCCACUGGCAGCAGAGAUGCUCCAACCCCCAGUCCCCAGGACCAAGACUGAGGCUUGGGGGAGCGCUGAUAGCAGCCCUGCCGGAAGCUUAAAUAUAAGACCCAGAAAUAGUAAAGGGUUGAAGCAGCAGCAGCAGCACCACAAGAGGCUCCUGGCGGCCAUGUUGUCCCAAGAAUCCUUUGACUCCGCCCAUAGCUCCGCCCCCUCACUCACCGAGGAGGAGAUGGAGGACGACGACGACGUCAUGGAGCUGCUGGAGGACCUAGAUGACCUGCGAAUGGAGGGGGUAACAGGGCUGGCUCCGUCAGGCAGUAAGUUCAGCCAGGGUCGUAGUUCCUACUGCCCAGAACCCCAGGCCAAGGUCACACUCAACAUCUGCUCUAGGUGUGCAAGGUAA